AUGCACCUCCACACCCAGGAGGGAUUAUGUCCUUUUCAUUCCAGUGGACUGUUGGCGGCCGAGGCGACGGCUCUCGCAGCGCCCCUCAGGGCCCCCUUUCGGAGGAAGGAGAGUGGGAGGAACCCAGAUCGGCCAGGUGGGCGGGGCCGGAGCCGAGGGGGCGUGUCUGGUGGGCGGACCUGUGGCGCUAGUGGGCGGGGCUGUGGCGCUGGCGGGCAGCUAAGCUGCUGGGCGGCUGGGCGGGGCGCGCUCAGGCCUCGGCUCCUCACGCGCGGCGUAAGCGGCCCAGACCCCGCGCUGCGGGAAGCCGGGGUGGCGUGUGCGCGUCGCCUGCGAGCCGAGGCAGCCGCGGGAGGAGGAGCAGCGGGCACUGAGGUAGGCGCACAGACGCGGGGCCUUAGGCCGGUUCUCCUUGGGAGCCCCCGGCCCUCCACGGGCUGGCGAGGCCGAGGGGCGGCGCACAGAGCCCGGGGCGGGCGGGGCCGGGGGCGGGGUCUGGCCUGGCCGCAAGGGCCGCGCGCGGUGAAGGGACUCCUGGUAGAACGCAGGCACGCCACGCCGGAGGACUCCCGUGGCUGGCGGCCGUGGAGAACGGUGGCCCGGGAGCUCCGCGGAGGAGGCCAGGGGGCCGGAUGGCCGGCGCCUCCCACCUCGCGGGACGCCCGGGCCGGGAACUCGUUAACAGGAAAGCUUGGCAGGGCAGCAAAUGCCAAGGUUCUGGAAGAACUGAGAGUCACGUCGUUAGGCGCUGAGGCUUUAUUUUCCUUCCCCGCCCCCUGCCCGGCCUCGACCCGACUUGGCCAAAGAAGGAUGUGUCACCAGUUCGGGGCUGCGGGCGGGAUCCCAGCCACUCUGGGCACAGGGGCACCUGAAACAAAGGUAUCGGGCGACCGAGUGGCUGAGCUGCGAGCACCUCAGCCGGUCCCACGGUCGCGCCGGCCGGGCUGCAGGCUUGAGGGGCGUUCUCCUUGGGGACCGCUCGAUGGAAACCAGCUGGCCCGGCUUGGAGUUGAUGUUGCAUCGGAACUGUUGUGCUCACAUUAUUUCCAUUCCUCCCACUCUGAUAAAGCCUAGGGAAAUUUUAUCCCGCUUGAUGGUCUGCAGAUGCAGAGGGGGAGGACAAAUUGCUGUUUGUAAAUUAUAAGGUAUUUUCUUUGUAGAAAAUAGUUUGAGAACAUAGAAUAAAUGCUUGAACACGUAAGCGGAGAGGAUGAUUUGUAGUGCCUUUCAAAAUUGGAAAAGAGUUCCUCCACGGAUCUUCAGUUAUGUACAAAACGUCCCCCGCCUCUUUGGUGCCAGGCAUUUUUCUUUGUUCUUCCUUAGUGUCUGGCCUCAGUUUCUUAUAAACAGAGCAUCAAGCACAGGGACCCUAAGAAUUGCCAUACUAGGUCAGAGCAUGGGAGUCUAGCUAAGCAGGCAGCAGGCUCGUGUUGUAGUAAACACAGGGCUUUCCUUGGCAUCGUUAAAAAUUAUCUCAGUUUCUUUCACUGGUCUCCAUGACGAUUACUGAAAGCAUUCUUAAAAAUCUGAAGAUGGCUCCUGAUUUGCAUGCAAUUUAUUCACGUUUAUUGCAUUCAAAAGGCUGUCUCACCACUUCUGACAAAACUUACGGCAUGAGAUACUCGUGAAAGGAAAAAAAUGGCUCUUUUACACAACCUGGAAAGCUCAGAGAUCUUGAGGCCAAUUCCUGCUGUGGACACUGAGAGACCUGGACUCUAGGAGAUGCUGACCAUCCAUGUUCUUUUAGACUUAAUGCAAGCAUGAUAAGGAAGAGAAGGGUUCACAUUCUUAUGCUUUCUUAUUAAUAUUACCAAGUAUUGGAGGGUUUCGUUUGGUUUUUAUUUGUUUGCUUGCUUGUUUAUUUUAUCUUGAACUCAGUAUCCUCAUCGAUUAGAUAACACUGACUUUAUUUUUGUCCUAACAAUUUAUUAGAUGAUCAUUUCAAUGUUCAGACCACUCCUAGUAUAUGUAAACAUUCAUGUACCAUGAAUUUUAAUAUAUAUAUAAAUUCAUGGAAUGAUAUUUUGGCCAACAUUGGACUACCACAUAUGGAACAUGGUCUUAAAAGAUUAUAGUGGAGCUAAAAAAAAAAUUACCAUUGUCUUAUACACCCAGAGCUUUGGAAGAAAAUGGGGGAAAAGGAAACUAUAUGAAAAGGAAAAAUAACUGCCAAGAAAAUUUACAGUAAGGGGUUUAUUUAGACCUCAGCACAAUUAUUAAAAAGUUUGAAAAUGGGAUUAGAGAAAUAGCUUGCAGCAGUAAACCCAAGUUUAGCUCCUACUGGCUCACAGACUCCUAUAACUCUAGCUCCAGGGGUUCAACACAUCUGCCAUCUGUAGACAUAAAACCUACCUGAAUAUAUACAGAUAUGCAUUUUUAAAUAAAAAUAGAAUCUCUCAGAAUCAGUCUCUCUC
Mus caroli (Ryukyu mouse) is the source of this 2414-nucleotide messenger RNA. The record is from RefSeq and is a predicted model, not a curated record. Lineage: Eukaryota; Metazoa; Chordata; Mammalia; Rodentia; Muridae.